Molecule: messenger RNA, 1786 nt
Organism: Eucalyptus grandis
Lineage: Eukaryota; Viridiplantae; Streptophyta; Magnoliopsida; Myrtales; Myrtaceae
Product: polyubiquitin
Exons: 2
Coding region: 165-1538 (457 amino acids)
Biological process (GO): modification-dependent protein catabolic process; protein ubiquitination
Cellular component (GO): cytoplasm; nucleus
Molecular function (GO): ubiquitin protein ligase binding; protein tag activity
Source: RefSeq, a predicted model, not a curated record
ACUCCAGAAGGCAUCUCCCCGAGAGGAGAAAAGACCUAUAAAAUCGACCAGAAACCAGAUCGAGAAUCUUCAUCCCGAACCUCCUCCUUCGAUCUCUCAGCAAUCUCUCUCUCUCUCUUUCUCUCUCUCGAGCGGUCUCUCUCCUUCCUCCUUCAAGCCUCAAGAUGCAAAUUUUCGUGAAAACCCUUACUGGCAAGACCAUCACCCUCGAGGUCGAAAGCUCAGACACAAUCGACAAUGUGAAAGCCAAGAUCCAAGACAAGGAGGGAAUCCCCCCUGACCAGCAGAGGCUUAUCUUUGCUGGGAAGCAGCUUGAGGAUGGACGCACUUUGGCUGAUUAUAACAUUCAGAAGGAAUCCACCCUUCACUUGGUUCUCCGUCUCAGGGGUGGCAUGCAGAUAUUUGUGAAGACCCUCACUGGCAAGACGAUUACCCUAGAGGUUGAAAGUUCGGACACCAUCGAUAAUGUAAAGGCGAAAAUCCAGGACAAGGAAGGAAUUCCCCCAGAUCAGCAGAGGUUGAUUUUCGCGGGCAAGCAACUUGAGGAUGGCCGAACUCUGGCGGACUACAACAUCCAGAAGGAAUCAACACUCCACUUGGUGCUUCGUCUCAGAGGUGGCAUGCAAAUCUUUGUGAAGACCCUCACUGGCAAGACCAUAACCCUUGAGGUUGAAAGUUCGGACACUAUCGAUAACGUGAAGGCGAAAAUCCAGGACAAGGAGGGAAUCCCCCCAGACCAGCAGAGGUUGAUUUUCGCUGGCAAGCAACUUGAGGAUGGCAGGACGCUUGCAGACUACAACAUUCAAAAGGAAUCCACCCUUCACUUGGUGCUCCGUCUGAGGGGAGGAAUGCAAAUCUUUGUCAAGACCCUAACUGGGAAGACGAUCACUUUGGAAGUUGAGAGCUCCGACACCAUUGACAAUGUCAAAGCCAAAAUUCAGGACAAGGAAGGCAUUCCCCCAGAUCAGCAAAGGCUUAUCUUUGCUGGGAAACAACUUGAGGAUGGUAGGACUUUGGCGGAUUACAACAUCCAGAAGGAGUCCACUCUUCACUUGGUGCUGCGACUGAGGGGAGGCAUGCAGAUUUUUGUCAAGACCCUUACUGGGAAGACCAUAACUUUGGAAGUUGAGAGCUCGGAUACCAUUGAUAAUGUCAAAGCUAAGAUACAGGACAAAGAAGGCAUUCCCCCAGAUCAGCAGAGGUUGAUUUUCGCCGGGAAGCAACUUGAGGAUGGCCGGACACUGGCGGAUUACAACAUUCAGAAGGAGUCAACUCUACAUCUUGUGCUUCGCCUCCGCGGUGGAAUGCAGAUUUUUGUCAAGACUCUGACCGGUAAGACCAUCACUCUUGAGGUGGAAAGUUCAGACACCAUCGACAAUGUGAAGGCGAAGAUCCAGGAUAAGGAGGGCAUCCCUCCGGACCAGCAGAGGCUGAUUUUUGCCGGGAAGCAACUGGAAGAUGGGAGGACACUGGCCGAUUAUAACAUUCAGAAAGAGUCGACUCUGCACUUAGUCCUUCGUCUGCGCGGCGGCUUUUAAGUCUCUUGCGAAAGUUUUCAUCGAGUCAAGCUCUGUGUUUAUCUAAGUUUGGUCGGUUCUAAUGUUUGGCUUUAUGUUUGGGUAAUAAUGUCUGCUGAUGGAUGGAAUUGGUAUGGAUAAUAUGUCAACUUCUUUGGUUUGGUCAUCAGUUUGAUGGACAUGAAUUGAUCUAGUAUUCUCUUAUUUGAGGGUUGUGGCUUUUGAGCGUUGUUUCACUAGUUGAACUCGUAUAUUCCAGUUGUUAGUUU